Molecule: messenger RNA, 4956 nt
Organism: Perca fluviatilis (European perch)
Lineage: Eukaryota; Metazoa; Chordata; Actinopteri; Perciformes; Percidae
Gene: taf3
Product: TAF3 RNA polymerase II, TATA box binding protein (TBP)-associated facto
Exons: 7
Coding region: 218-3031 (937 amino acids)
Cellular component (GO): transcription factor TFIID complex
Molecular function (GO): protein heterodimerization activity
Source: RefSeq, a predicted model, not a curated record
CUGAUUUGUGCGCAUGUGCGACGAGGAUGGGUCUAUCGAUGGAAUCAAGAUGGCGACUCUGGCGAAAGCGCCAAUAUAUUUACUGAAGUAGAUGUCCCAAAUUAACCGCGUUAGCGGGUUUUCUCAAGCCCCUAAGGGGUUCCGUGAAACAUGAAGACUGGGAGUAUGUUUUGGAAGAGGAACUGACCGGGAUUAAUACCGUAACAAAGUCAGCGAGAUGUGCGAGAGCUAUGCCCGCUCGCUGCUGCGUGUUUCGGUGGCGCAGAUCUGCCAGGCUCUGGGCUGGGAUGCGGUUCAGCUCACUGCGUGCGAUCAGCUGUCCGAUGUGCUGCAUCGAUAUAUCCAGCAGUUGGCCAGGGUCUGCCAUCGGUACUCUGAGCUCUAUGGAAGAACAGAUCCAGUCCUGGAUGAUGUCAGCCAGGCUUUCAGACUGCUGGGGGUGAGUCUGAGUGAACUGGAGGAUUACGUCCACAACCUAGAGCCUGUGCCCUUCGCCCAACAAACGCCGCUCUUUCCUGUCAGCAAAAACAACGUCCUGCAGUUUCCCCAGCCUGGAGCCCGAGAUGCAGAGGAAAGGAAGGAUUACAUUCCAGAUCACAUGCCACCCCUGGUCUCCUUACAAGAAGAAGAGGAGGAGGAAGAAGUCCUUGCUGACAUGGGCACCUCAGCCGAAGCUAUGCAGGUGGCACUGGAAGAGGAUGAGGAGGAAAUGGACGAAGAUGAGACGGUCAACGAUGAGAACCAUCCACUGAAGAGGCACCUGGACAGUCCUGAUGCCGCUAUGGGCAUGAUGCCUACCUCCAAGAGACCACGCAUGUACCCUGGCCUCAGCCCAGAAUGGGGGGUUGAACCCAGGGAGCCCCUUACCUCUCUCAACCCUCAACGUGUUCCUCCAGGUAUGCUGCCCUCUCAUGAUAGCCUUGACCCCCUGUCACCUGAAACACCUUCUGGAGCCCUGCCUUCCUUCAGACCUCAGCCGGUAGUACCAAAACACUCUGAUCAAAAGGGCCUCAACACUCCAGGAAGAAAGCCUAAGGUCUCAUCCCCUGGCAGACAACGGACUAAGUCCCCUAAAGGGGUUAUUCCUGUUCCGGUGGGUGGUAGUCCCAUCCAUUCUCCAAAACCGUCUAAGGAAAAGAAGAAAUCCCCAGGGAGGACGAAGAGUCCUAAAAGCCCCAAGAGCCCAAAGGUGGGUUCAGCCAAAGCAUCCCAACCGCAGAGCAAGACCGAUCUUGUGCAUAAGCUACCGCUGUCUGCGCUGAGUGAGCGGAUGGGCAAAGAGAACAUCCAUAUGCGUCAAAAUAUAGAGGACCGGGAGUUAGCUGAGGGCCCUUUCAAGAAACUAGAGCCUGAUAAUGCAGCCAUCGAUGACUCCAUUGAUGCUGUGAUUGCCAGAGCUUGUGCUGAGCGGGAGCCUGAUCCUUUUGCUUUCUCUUCGGGUUCUGAUUCAGAUAGCAAUGGAUUCUCCAGCCCCAGGAGGCUGACCAUAAUGGAACCGUCUACACCUAAACUCUUGAUUGGGGGAAGCAUCUCUGUAAAAGACACAUCAACACCACUUCACCUACAGGCACACACAGGCCUAGGAAAUUGGACUAUGGAUGAUUCCAUCAAUGAGGUGAUCCGAAAGGUCAACCAGGGGGGUCCGUCCGCUCCCCCACCGAACCAAGGAGACUGUGUCUCAUCAGGAUCGGCCUCCCCACCUACUCCUGAACCUUUACUCAAGGUGUUUGAGGAGAAGAACAAGAUUGUGUCAUCAGUAGAUGUCAAGAAAAAGCUGAAGAAGGAGCUCAAAACUAAAAUGAAGAAGAAGGAGAAAGACAAGCCGAAAGACAAAGACCGAGAAAAGGAUAAGGGCAAGCUGAAAGAGAAGAACAAGGAUAAGAACAGGGAUAAAAACAAGGACUUUUCCAAGGAUGGCAAGAUGCCCUGGAAAGAGUUUGGAGUGAAGGAUGAUGAGCACUUCCUUCAGCGAGACUUUACUCUGCCUGAGGGCUCCAUCAAGAUAAAAACCAGAGAUGGAGAUGGACCUAAGAAGGAGAAGGAGAAACACAAAGACAAAAAGAAGGAUAAAGAAAAAAGUAAAAAGGACAAAGAUAAGAGGGACAAGGGUAAAGACAGGAGCAAGGACGACAGGCAGAAGCAAUCUGCGUUAGCCCCCUUUGCUCUGGGUGAAAUCCCACAACUGUUCAGCCCCUCUGCCUGCCUGCGCAUCCCCUCCAUGCUUCCUCCUUUGGCCCCGAUCCUCCAGGAUAAGGACAUAAAGAGCAAGGAGAAGGACAAGAAGAAAGACAAGAAGGAGAAAAAGAAAAAGAAGGACAAGGAGAAGGAUAAGGAUAAGGAGCGAGAGAAGGCCAAAGAAAAGGAGAGGGAGAAAGAAGAGAAGCGGAAAGAAAAGGAGAGGGAAAAGGAAAAACGAGAAAAGGAGAAAGAAAAAGAGAGAAUUCGAUUGGAGAAGGUGAAAGUAGAAACUCCAGCAGCUCUACCAUCUCCAGUCAUCCCCAGACUGACGCUCAGGGUGGGGGCAGGCCAGGACAAAAUUGUUAUCAGCAAGGUGGUUCCAAAUUCAGAGCCCAAGACGCCAGCACCCAAGACCCCAGCGGCCAAGUCUGGACCUGGGAAUCGCCCUCGGACGCCCCCACCAACCCCAGUACUCUGCCCAGUCGUACCCACUCUGCCCCCAGCUCCCUCUCCACUUCCACCAGCGCCUGCCCCUUCAUCGUUGCUCUCCCCUGGCCCUAUGCUCUCUCCCGCUGCAUCCUUCAAAACACCGGUCCGCAGCGUAGUAACUGAGACUGUCAGUACCUAUGUGAUCCGAGAUGAAUGGGGUAACCAGAUCUGGAUUUGUCCUGGAUGUAACAAAGCUGAUGAUGGCAGUCCCAUGAUAGGAUGUGAUGACUGUGAUGAUUGGUAUCAUUGGCCUUGUGUUGGGAUCCUUACAGCCCCUCCUGAGGAUCAGCAGUGGUUCUGUGUUAAAUGUUCCAGUAAGAAGAAGGACAAAAAACACAAGAAAAGGAAACACAAACUGCAUUGAGACUAUGCAAAAAAGCACAUAUUUUGGACUUUUUUGGACUUGAAGCCAUCACUGAACACUCGUGGCACUGCUGUAAAAUAAAAAAAGAAAGUUUAAAAUUGUGGCUGAUACUAACAUCUGAUGAUUUUUUUAAUGAUGUCAGCCAUCAUGCAUUGUGAGUUGGUAAGAAAAAAGGCUUAAACCAGCACAUAUCCAGCCUUAGUUCUCAUGUGGUUUUUCCUUUUCACCUGUAAAUUGUUUACUUGUUGAUUUGGAUGUCCGGUCUUUGGAGAUCAUGACAAUUAUGUUUGUAUAAGGAGACCAUGACAAUUUGUCCAAGAUGAGAGCUCAACAAAGCAGAGAACCAGAGAACAACUAACAUCCAUUGUCUUUAUUUCUGUUCUGUGGCCGUUUCUUUUGUGGCAACACAAAAUGAAUGACCGCCAAGUCAAACCUUAACCCCAGUUUUCUGCAGUAUCAUUGAAAUGUCAUGUAUAUAAUGAUGAUGGCAUCAGGUGUGUAUAAAUGUGUCAAUACCAACUUCCAAGCCAAGUACAUUUUGUUCUUAGGUAUUCUGACUUGUUAAAUCCAUUUUCAGAUAUUUUAACGCAAAUGAUUUUCUGUAAUUUCUGUACAUUUUUUAAAUUUAAAGUUUGUAUUUUUAUUUUUUCUUCAUAUGGAUUUGUCCUGGAGUUAAUACUGUAGCUGUGCUUGUUAUGUAAUUCAUUUCGCUGAUAUUUCAAUAUUAAAGAUGAACAGUCUGUGUACUCACAGACUUUAAGAUGUAAAUCUCAUUACCAUCAAAAUUCUACCUGACAUUUAACCACUUCUGUGCAUCCUUAUUUUGUUUUUAACCUGGACAGACAUAUCUACAUUUUUUCCAGUAGCUGAUUGGUUGUGUUUGCUUGAAAAAAUAGAAUAGAUUGGAAAUAUUUUAACAAACCAGUGUUGAAUUUUGAGCCUGCUAAUUUCAGACAGUGUGCAGUUGGUUACAAAUCAAAUCCAAGAUCCUCUCUUGCAGCAGUCUGUGCAAUGCAUUAGCCUAGAUUUGGGACUAUUCUGCUGAGUUGUCAUCCUGCACUUCACCUACGUGAGAUAUGUGGUGGAGUGCUUGGCAGUCACUUUGCACAGGGUUGCGUUUCCAAAGAUUGAUUGUGGAUUGUGCGCUUUUCUCUUAGAAUUGUGUCUGACAAUGUCUCCUGUGCCAUUUGCAGCAGAGUUGUUUUUGCUUUUCCCCUCAAUGACCACAUGGUGUCAUUCUUUAUGCACAGACACUGUAGCAUGCUGCUCAUGACAUGUACAGACACCACGGCAUGCUUACAAAAAAACAGCUCACAAACCCCGUUAUGAAUGUAAGAAAUGUGACAGGUAGCUUAAUUGAUGCAUGUGGAAUCCUUAUCUUGCAAGUAAAACCAGCUCCAGAAGUGCCAUCAUUCAUGGAAGGACCCAUAGACUGGAAAUAGGAUUUAUACCCUUCCAGAAGACUUAGAGUUCUAUAGAAGAGAAUGUGAGAUUGUAAAUUGUGUGUCCCCAUUUAUCAGUGGAAUAUAAUUUUGUGUGGGGCAGGUUUUGCAUGUUUGAUCUAACCUUUUCCAUUCUUUGAAGUCAAGUGCUGUUUUGCAACUGUUAUAUCUAUAGCAGAAGGUUUUAUUACCAGUCAAGUCUGACUUCACAUUUUGAACUCUGAAAGGUUUAGAUGUUUAUCAGAUUCUCUGUGCUUUUAUUCAUUUCUGGGAACAGUCAGUGCUGGCUGGACCUCAGAAAUCUACUCAGUUGAUAUUAUAGCAUAUCAGAAAUGUAUUUUGGUGCAAAACCAUUCAAUAAUUUAUAAGCCGUAGCAGUACUUUAAAAUCAAUUAUUUGACAGAGUGGUGCAUUGUUCUGAAUGAGCUGUCAGAGAGCUCAUAGGAAAACCUGAGAAAAGCUCAUUAAAGUGAUUCAACCUUC